This is a messenger RNA of Penicillium angulare, 414 nucleotides long. RefSeq names its product GFA family protein. The record is from RefSeq and is a predicted model, not a curated record. Gene Ontology annotation, molecular function: carbon-sulfur lyase activity. The transcript is spliced from 4 exons. NCBI's taxonomy places the organism in Eukaryota, Fungi, Ascomycota, Eurotiomycetes, Eurotiales, Aspergillaceae. The coding region runs from base 1 to 414 and encodes 137 amino acids.
AUGGCAAUUACUGGUAGCUGCAUGUGUGGAGGUGUCCACUACUCUGCUGAUGUGGAUAAGUACCUCGCCGCUCUGUGCCACUGCACUGAUUGUCAGAAGUGGUCCGGCAGUGCCUUCACGUCCAAUGCCGUUGUCCCUCGCUCUAGCGUCAAGGUGACAAAGGGAACCCCAUCGUCCUACGACGCAGUCGGCAACAGCGGAAAGAUCAACAAGCAUUUCUUCUGCUCUAACUGCGGUUCAAGCCUUUACACUGAGCUAGAGGUCAUGCCCGAUAUGACCUGCCUCAAGGCUGGAGGUUUGGAUAACAAAGAAACCAACAUGAACGGCAAGGUCGAUAUUGAGUUCUACGUCAAGGACAGACCUACUUAUCUUGCUUCUGUGGAGGGUGCUAAGCAGGAGCCUAUGUUCGGUUAA